AUGAAGAAGCUUCGCACCACCACCGCCACCACCACUCUGGCUCUCAUUCUCCUCCUCGUCCUCAUAGCAGCCACGUCCCUCCGUGUCGCCAUGGCUGGAUCAGCGUUCUGCGACAGCAAGUGCGGGGUGAGGUGCUCCAAGGCGGGCCGGCACGACGACUGCCUCAAGUACUGCGGGAUAUGCUGCGCCGAGUGCAACUGCGUACCGUCGGGGACAGCCGGCAACAAGGACGAGUGCCCCUGCUACCGCGACAAGACCAUCGGCCACGGCGCGCGCACGAGGCCCAAGUGCCCAUGA
Molecule: messenger RNA, 297 nt
Organism: Triticum turgidum subsp. durum (durum wheat)
Lineage: Eukaryota; Viridiplantae; Streptophyta; Magnoliopsida; Poales; Poaceae
Source: the annotation of a GenBank genome assembly